AUGAAGGAAGGUAGGCACAGGCCGUACCUGACGGUCAACCCUUGGUCACCAGCAUACCACAUGUUGGUGAAGGAGGGCUUCCUCGGCCUCACCAUGACCCCAGCGGAUCCUGACGCCCGGCAGCAGAUGGUCAUCGUUCAUGGUGUGUCUACCGCCAUCAAUGUUGACCUUCUCUCCAUGCUAGAGGCUUUCUUUUGGCUCAAGAGGCGCGUCGUCGCAGGUGAACCCCGCCCUCAGCCUCUGGGUCUCGUUGAAGGGGCCCUGCCCAGCUCGGUGCACCUCCACGGCCUGGGCCGCUUCCACAUGGGCCUGUACACCCCUGAGCCUGACCUAUGCAGCCACUGCUGUACUUUUCUGGGAGUCAUCCUUCCUCCUGCUGCCUGGAAAAGAUACGUGCUGGCACCAGAGUCAUCCCGCUGUGUUGCAACCACAACGCCUCUUCGCGCCACUGCCCUGCUCGGCCCAGGCCCGUCAGGGAGCCACAGACCCCCGGCACCACUGUUGGCCCCUCCAGGGUGGUUUUUCGGCCCAACUUCCCAACUCUGGUCCAACUUCCCUGCUCUGCCUCUGCCAGCUGCCCAGCCAUCAGCAUUUCCACCCCUGCUUGGCACAGCUGCCCCAGCCCAGUCUGGGGCAGCUCACCCUCCUGUCCCUGCCACACGGCUACCUGUCCCUGUGCCACACAGGACUGCGCCUUACUAUGCUGCUGUGGUAGGGGCUGAGGAUGCAGCCCCCACAUCGCAGGCUGGCGUGCCUGCGACCCUCCAGGACGUGGUGCACCUCCUGCUGGGAAUCCAGGCCGAGGUCAGGGACUUGCGUGUGAGGGUCACUGCCUUGGAGCGACAGCGGGACGCAGCAAGACCUCCGCCCAAGCCAGUGCCCGCCCCUGUCCAGCCAGCUCCCCAACCUGCCCACAAGAACCAGCCCCAGAGUGUGCCGGCCAGCCCCCGGCCCCAACCAGUGUCUGCAACUGUCCAGCCUGCCCCAGAUAACAAGCCCCAGAGUGUGCCAGCCAGACCCCGGCCCCAACCAAUGUCUGCUACUGUCCAGCUUGCCCAAGAUAACAAGCCCCAGAGUGCCCCAGCCAGCCUGCGGCCCCAGCCAGUGUAUGUCCCGGUACAUCCUUCGCCCCGGUCUGCCCCUGAUAGCCAGCCCCAAGGUGUGCUGGCUAGUACUCGGCCCCAGCGACUCCAGCCACCGGCCACAGUACAACCACCGCUUCCGCCGGCCCCAGCCCAGCCCCUGUCUGUGCCGGACCGCACGCCUCUGUGGUCUGGGUCCCCCUCUGUAGAGACGGACCUGGUAUCGGAUGACAUGGACACGGAUGAGGAGGAGUGGGUACCCACGGCUGCUCGGACACUGGACCGGCUGCAGGCCGAGCUUGCCACUGUGAGUCUGUGA
Portunus trituberculatus (swimming crab) is the source of this 1401-nucleotide messenger RNA. Its product is annotated as leucine-rich repeat extensin-like protein 3. The record is from RefSeq and is a predicted model, not a curated record. Lineage: Eukaryota; Metazoa; Arthropoda; Malacostraca; Decapoda; Portunidae. The transcript has 2 exons. The coding region runs from base 1 to 1401 and encodes 466 amino acids.